Molecule: messenger RNA, 1181 nt
Organism: Mangifera indica (mango)
Lineage: Eukaryota; Viridiplantae; Streptophyta; Magnoliopsida; Sapindales; Anacardiaceae
Exons: 4
Coding region: 231-890 (219 amino acids)
Cellular component (GO): chloroplast
Source: RefSeq, a predicted model, not a curated record
CCUUAACCAGGACUUUUAACAUCAUCCCUUCACUUCUUCUCCGCACUCAAUAAGACAAAAAACCCAAGAAGUUUCUAGGGUUUCAAAUAAAAAUCAAAACAAAGAAUAAAUAAAAAUAAAAACUUUCAGGAUUACUCUCUUCAAUUUCAACAUUCAGAUUCCAUUUCAUGUGCGUACUUCCAGUAUUUCUUAAUCUUAUUCGUUUGAUUGUUUGUUUUUGUUGUUGAAAGAUGAGUUGCAUUCAGGGAAAUGGGUUGUGCAAGUCUGGUGUGGUUCUGCCGAACAGGGCUGAUUUGAGGAGCGUGCCGUGCAAGACAAGUAGGGCGUUGGUGACGCUGAAUGGGACGACGUCGUACCCACUAUUCAUGCCUCGGUUGAGAGGGCGGCAACCACGAGGGGUUGUUUGCGUUCUGGGAGGCAAAGACAAGUCAGAAGACGAGAAACAUCCAUGGGAAGCUUUUGGAAAAAAUAUGGGAAAUUUGAAGGGACAGUCAAUUGAGGAUUUGCUUCGACAGCAGAUUGAGAAGAAAGAAUACUAUAAUGGAAGCGGUGGCAAGAGUCCGCCACGUGAUGGUGGUGGUGGUGGUGGCAGCAGCAGCGGUGGAAAUGGUUCUGGAGAUUCAAGGGAUGAAACUGGAAAACGGAUAUUAGCAACAAUUUUCGUCAUACUCGUGUACAUUUGCUUCAUAGAUGGUGUUGAGCUGGUUCGGUUAACAAACGAUUUCAUAAAGUAUCUCCUUAAAGGAAAAAAGAGCGUCCGCUUGAAGAACACUAUGUAUAAAUGGGAAAGAGUCUGGAAAAUCCUGACAGAGAAGGUUUGUGAGAAGUUUCGGCAAGAGACGAACAACUCAGCAUGGCUCAACUGUCCCAAGUAUAGGCGUCUUCUUUGAUCUUACAUUCUUUACAAAAUGCUACCCAGUGAUCGAACAUGUUUGCAGAGUCAUCCUUCUUGUAGUUUUUCAGUGUUCAUUUCCCGGUGCACCGUGCAGAUUGUCUGCAACUGUGAUAUGGAAUUAGUUUUAAUACUUGAUUUGUGUUCUUUUUGAGAUGUUUCAAGAGACGAUCGAUUUAGCCAUCAUGUCAACAGAGAAAGUUUCUUUAGUGCGCCAUAUGGUAGAAACCAAAUUAAAAUAAUUGAUGUGUGUAUCAUCAAUUUAUAGAAGAGUUGAGUUUGCAUAAAA